This is a messenger RNA of Staurois parvus, 422 nucleotides long. The record is from the annotation of a GenBank genome assembly. NCBI's taxonomy places the organism in Eukaryota, Metazoa, Chordata, Amphibia, Anura, Ranidae.
GCACAACGGGAGACUCUGGCUGUGCUGCCCCUUCCCUCCUCUCUCCUCAUUCGAUGGCUGACACUUCCUCUCGCUGGAUUCAUCCAGAUUGCUCAGACUGAACCCCAGAGAACAUGUUCCAGGUCCACCGUGGAAAAUCUGCCCAGUGGAUGCCAGCAGGUGUGCCAGUGUAGACCUCCGCCAUUAUUGCCUCCUCCACCCCCUCCUCCGCCACCUCCAAGACUCCCAGCGCCUAUUAAAAUCCCGGCAUGCUGCGUAGAGGAGACGUGGUGGCAUUUCCUGCUCAUCGUCCUCCUCGCGGCUGUAGUCCUCUUUAUAGUGGUUAUUCUCUGCUACAAAGCAAUAAAAAGGAAACCACUCCACAAGGAAGAAAAUGGUACCACACCCGAGCUGAAUAUGCAAUGACCCUUGAAACAGCCUAA